Molecule: messenger RNA, 3967 nt
Organism: Sinocyclocheilus anshuiensis
Lineage: Eukaryota; Metazoa; Chordata; Actinopteri; Cypriniformes; Cyprinidae
Product: AP-3 complex subunit mu-1-like
Exons: 9
Coding region: 198-1496 (432 amino acids)
Biological process (GO): vesicle-mediated transport; intracellular protein transport
Cellular component (GO): clathrin adaptor complex
Source: RefSeq, a predicted model, not a curated record
ACCACAGACACAUAGCUGCCCCUGUGUAUUGCCGGAACAAAAAAUACAUUUCCAAGCUAAUAUAAACUUUAAUUAAACACAUGCUUUGUAGAGGUAUCGUUGAACGUCUUUGAUCUUAAGCUUUUUUCACAGGGAGCGAGUGUUUGUGUUUUAAAUCUACUUUAACAUAAAUUCGCGACAGGCUUAGAUUCGAACGCAUGAACAUCUGCCACAUUUGCAAGCGGGUAUACUGCCUGAAAACAUUAAGCAAGACAGCUGUCUACAGCAAUGCUGGCGAUUUAUUCCUGGAGAAACACUGGAAGAGUGUCAUAAGCCGCUCCGUCUGCGAUUAUUUUUUCGAAGCACGGGAGAAGGCAGUGGAACCUGACAAUGUGCCUCCUGUCAUCCGCACCCCUCAUCACUAUCUCAUAAACAUCUACCGUGAGAAGAUCUUCUUUGUUUCUGUCAUCCAAACAGAAGUGCCUCCACUCUUUGUAAUAGAAUUUCUGCAUCGAGUCGCAGAGACAUUUCAGGACUAUUUUGGAGAAUGUUCUGAGACCACUAUCAAGGACAAUGUGGUCAUAGUCUAUGAGCUCUUGGAGGAAAUGUUGGAUAACGGCUUCCCCCUCGCUACAGAAUCCAACAUCUUGAAAGAACUCAUCAGACCUCCAACAAUCCUGCGGUCGAUGGUCAACACCAUCACAGGCAGUAGUAAUGUUGGCGAAACACUCCCUACUGGUCAGCUCUCCACUAUCCCAUGGAGAAGAGCAGGUGUGAAAUAUACCAGUAAUGAGGCUUACUUUGAUGUGGUGGAAGAAAUCGAUGCCAUCUUGGAUAAGUCUGGAACUGCAGUCUUUGCAGAAAUCCAGGGAGUUAUUGAUGCUUGUGUCAAGCUCUCUGGAAUGCCAGACCUUACUCUCUCAUUUAUGAACCCCAGGCUCCUGGACGACGUGAGUUUUCAUCCGUGCGUCCGUUAUAAGAGAUGGGAAAGUGAAAGAGUUAUCUCCUUCAUUCCCCCCGAUGGAAACUUUCAGCUCAUGUCGUAUCACAUCAGUGCGCAGAACCUUGUAGCAAUCCCGGUAUAUGUGAAGCAGAACAUCAGUUUCUUUGAGACUGGAUCUUCAGGAAGACUGGACAUCACUGUGGGUCCUAAGCAGACCAUGGGAAAGACUUUGGAGUGUUUGGUAGUGACUGUACACAUGCCCAAAGUGGUUCUCAGUGCCAACCUCAGUGCAACUCAGGGAACCUACAACUAUGACCCCGUCACGAAGAUUUUGGUGUGGGAUAUAGGGAAACUUAACCCCCAGAAGCUUCCCAAUCUGAAAGGAAGCCUAAGUCUGCAGUCUGGAGCUCCUAAACCAGAGGAGAACCCAAGUCUGAACAUUGACCUGAAAAUCCAGCAGUUAGCCAUCUCAGGACUGAAAGUCAAUCGUCUAGACGUGUACGGAGAGAAAUAUAAGCCAUUCAAGGGUGUGAAAUAUGUGACCAAAGCUGGGAAGUUCCAGGUCAGGACAUGAGGCCAGCUGCAGAGUAUCACAAGGAUAUGCCAAAAGUUUAUUAGAGGUGCCAUUUUCUAAGUGACAAAUCAUACAGGAUUGCAACCUUGUGCACAAUCUCCCUUAUUUUUUAAAACAUGGCAGUUAACAUUUGUUAUUGUAAUAUUUAUCUUUCUUGUUUUGUGGGAAGUUACUGGCAAUUUGCAAGAAGUGAAAAUCUUUCCACUGAAGAGUAUUGGGAGAGCAUUUGCUUUGGGAAUCUUUCACUUCAUAUCAACAACAUUCCAUUAAUGUAUUAAAACUGUAUUAUGUUAGAUUUAAGGUACGGUAAAUCUUUGCCAGAAAAACACAUUACAUUAAUCACAAUACUGCUCUAGUCUUUGAUAUUGUCACAAAACAAUACUUGAGAGUUUCUGCACAUAUUCACAGGCCUUAUUUUUUCAUUUAAAUUUAUUUGCCAGUUCAGUGGCCUUUGAAUGAAAAAAAAAUAUAUAUAUAUAUAUGGAGGAGGCCUCACACACUCAAAUGGCCUUUCUUUAAAAGAACAGUCAUGCUUAUAGCAGGACAUAUUUACAAGGAUGCAAUCUACUACACAAGCACAUCACUCAGAGGUGAAUAGAAGCUGUAUCUGCUUGAGAGACAAUUUACACUUGAAGUAGUUUGCCACAUACAAGCACUGUGGAGCCAUUAUGAGCUCAAGUGAUAAAAUCAGUUCUGUUGCACUGACCUGCAGUGAUACGGUUAGGGUUUCAAACGGGUGGAAAAUUUUUCGUAAAUUUCCAUGAACUUUUCAAAAAUCCCUGGAAUAUUAAAAAAAAAAUGCUGUAAAGUUUCCAAAAUUUCUGGAAUAUUUCCGAAAUUUUCUGGAAAUUUUCCACAUUUUUGCAACCCUAUACGGUAGAUAUGCAGGUCUGCCACCUUAAUGAAGCUUUGAGGAUUUGCACACAAGGACACACAAUUGCAUUAUUUUGUAAAAUGUCAAGGGAACUGCAUAACUGCAUUUUAAGAUAUGUAUUUAAACCAAAAGCCUUAAGAUUUAUAAAGUUUAGAACAAAAUGAGGUCUUUUUUGUGUGUAUCCACUUCUGACUAAUACCUGUUUAUUAUAGCUUCACUUGAAUAUGUUUGACAAAAUUAGAAAGUAACUUGUCCCUUUAUUGACAUAUUUGGCGAAUGAAGUUUCCAAACAGAACACCUUAACAGAAUUUGUUUAUUAAUCUGAGGCACAUAAGAUGUUUUUUCUAUGACACUGAAAAAGUCAACAUUAGUGUCGUAUAUACAUUCACAAAGCAGUAAUUUCACCCUUUCUAAAUGUCAUCAGAACCCACAACAUGCUAUUACACAUACAAAUACAGCCCUGUAAACUUUCACAACGAGGCACUAUAUUGGGGGCUGAAAAGGUACUCUUUCAAAUGUAUAUGUUGUAGAUAAGAGUUUUUAAGUGAAUGCAAGGCAGUGAAGCGUCAUGAUAGUGUUCUUGUAGCUAUACAGAGAAUUCAGAGUGCAUCUUCAGCUAACAAUUGUGAUGUUUGUGCUACUGAGUUUUUCAUAGUAUGACUGCACAAUUUGAUUCUAUAUUGUAAAUUUACUGUCCUUAAAACGGUAGAUCACACAAAAACUAAAAAUCUGUAGUUUACUGACCCUCAUGUCCAUCCAAACGUGUACACAGAAGAUAUUUUUUAAAAUAUCUCAGUUUUUUUCCAUACAUUAAAAGUCAGUGACUCAGUGGGGUCCCAAACAACAUGUUUGGGACCCCAUGAACUUUCAUUGCAUAGACAAAAACAUUUUCAGUUUUAGAACAACAUGAGGGUGUUGAUAGACUUUUCAUUUUUGGGUAAACUGCAUCUCCAAACUCAUAGGUAUCACAUAUAAACAAGCCACCUGAGACAGUUCCAUCAUCAAUAUUCUACAAUUGCAAACACAGUCACACAGAGAAACGUCAGAAUUACAGCCGUAAACUGUAAAAAGACUGAGCUAAGAGAGAACAGUUCAACUGUUGUGAAGAUUGUGCUUUUCUUUUAACAAAUUUAAAUCAUUCACUCUCUCACAAACAUAAGUGUGAAUGAAGUAUAAAGAAUUUCAGUGUUAACUAUCCAAGCUUUCGCAUGUCUGUGUAGGUUUACAUGAUAGAUGUGUUUUUUUUGAUAGCUAAUGGAUAUUAAGUGUAAAAAAACCUAAAUCUUUGGCAUCAACCAUGCCAUGCAAAAUACAUCUCUGUAAUGGCACGACCCAUCAAAAAAGGCAUUAUCAUAUUUAAUAAAUAGCUAAGCAAAAGUUCAUUAUAAAUAUGAGCAAAGAACAGUUAAUUAUAGUGAAUUAUAACUCAAAAACAACCAGCCAUAAGGUUUUUGAAUAGCAAAGUAAAACUUACAACUUUGUACGUGUUGUAUAUUUGCGACUAAAAAGUGAUCUGUGAUAAUGUUCUGAUGAAAUGUAAGAAAUAUAUACAUUUUUAAUAAGAAAAUGUAAUUGUCAAAAACUAAUUUAAAGUCAA